Messenger RNA from Glycine soja, 963 nucleotides. Its product is annotated as pathogenesis-related genes transcriptional activator PTI5-like. Gene Ontology annotation, molecular function: DNA binding; DNA-binding transcription factor activity. Bases 35 to 709 code for a protein of 224 amino acids. NCBI's taxonomy places the organism in Eukaryota, Viridiplantae, Streptophyta, Magnoliopsida, Fabales, Fabaceae. Gene Ontology annotation, biological process: regulation of DNA-templated transcription; ethylene-activated signaling pathway. The record is from RefSeq and is a predicted model, not a curated record. The transcript has a single exon.
CCAAAAACCUCUCUUCUCUGCCACAAAAUAUUCUAUGCCCCCAACCUUUUCCCAUUUGUGCUAUUCCAUAGAUAUAUGCCAAGUCCAAAACCACUUGCCAACUUGCCAUUCCUUCAAAAACCAAAGCCAGACCGACCCUAAGAAGAAACCAACAAACAUGGGAAGCAAGAAAACCUACGAGGAAGAAGAAAGCACGGCUCUAUUUUCCCAUUCCCAAACACAAACAGACUUGCUGUUACCCUUCAACGAGAACGACCCACAGGACAUGGUCAUAUACCAAGUCCUCCACGAAGCCAAUGCUCUCACCAACACAUUCCUCCCUCAGCCCACCAGAAACAUAACAAAGAAGCACUACAGAGGAGUCCGCCGCCGUCCUUGGGGAAAAUACGCCGCUGAGAUUCGCGACUCGGCGCGCCACGGCGCCAGGAUAUGGCUCGGCACCUUCCAAACCGCUGAAGAGGCUGCCAUGGCUUAUGACCGAGCCGCGUUCAAGAUGAGGGGCUCCAAGGCUUUGCUCAAUUUCCCAGCUGAAAUUGUUGCUGCUGCUACUGCAACAGAGUUAUCUUUCAAAAGUAGUAGUAAUAAUAAUAAUAAUAAUAAUAAUAACAAUCCCGAUGCUGUUUCUGAUUCCAGUGCUGGUAGCUCUUGCACGAACAAUUCCACUUGGGUAAAUAGGAAUCAGUCAGAAAUCACAAGUGGCACAGGUUAGCUAAAUGGUGUUGAAGUUGAACAAUUAAUUGUAGAAAUCUUUUUUUGUUUCUUUUUCUCAAUCGUUUUGGUUUGUUAUAACUAUUAUAAUUAUUUGUAUCUGUCUGUCCAACUGGACAACAAAAAUUAAUUAAUUGAAUGUGAUACCAUGAUCAUGCAUGGGUUAAAAUUAUAAUGGUUAGUGAUUUUUCUUCUUCUUCACCUCUCGUAAAAAAUCUUUUGGUUUUAGUGUUAAUUAAUUGUUCUUUGUUUUUA